Toxotes jaculatrix (banded archerfish) is the source of this 1440-nucleotide messenger RNA. Its product is annotated as meteorin-like protein. The coding region runs from base 96 to 980 and encodes 294 amino acids. The record is from RefSeq and is a predicted model, not a curated record. The transcript has 4 exons. Gene Ontology annotation, molecular function: hormone activity. NCBI's taxonomy places the organism in Eukaryota, Metazoa, Chordata, Actinopteri, Toxotidae.
AAAGCGCUUGUACUCUCGAUAUCUCACAGACAAACGUUUUUUAGCCAUGAGCUGCAUUCCACUUCUUUCUGGAUUUUUAUCUUUGCGGGGAUGAGAUGUUUCCAAAUGCGAUAGCGUUGGUGUAUUUUCUGGCUCUGCAUUUACGGAGCUGUGCAGCUGAUUUGUGCAACUGGACUGGAAGCGGUUUUGCAGCUGGUGUGGACUCCAGGAUCGUACUCCAGGUGCGCCUGCGCUGCACAGAGGGCUCGGUGAGGUGGGUCUACCCGGGCCAGGCACUCAGGGUGGUUCUAGAGCCCAAUCUGUCCUCCAACCUGCGCACUACUGUCUGCAUCAAACCAUCUCCCUCUUUCCGCGGAGCCAGCGUGUUCAUUGAGCGGGCCGGGGAGCUGGAGCUGCUGGUGACGGAUGGCGAGAGGCCGCAGCAAGUGUUCUGUUUCCGGGCAGAUGGACCGCACAGGCCCGCUAUCUAUCUCCAAGCCAACCUGCAGAGUGAUGGACACUGGAGAAGACGCACGAUGGGCUUCAGAUAUGAGCUGCUGGGCAACAGGAGUGCUGCGCCUAACUUGGGCCAUAGCGGGCUGCAGACUUCUUGUCGACCCUGCAAUGAUACAGAACUCCUGAUGGCCAUCUGCAACAGUGACUUUGUGGUCCGAGGCUACAUCAAGAAUAUCUCCCACAGUUCUGAAAGCCAGACAUCGUUGGUGGAGGUGUCAGCGGUGAGGGUGUACUGGCAGCGUAGUCGAGUGUUUGAGCAACAAGUGGCUCCGGGGUCAUCUCAGUCCCUCUCUUCUUGGCACGGACGCAUCCAUGCACUCCUACAGUGCCACGUGAAGCCUGGGGAUGGAGAGUUUCUUUUCACUGGGGCGGAACACUUCGGGGAAGCUUGGUUAGGGUGUGCCCCGCGAUACAAAGACUUCCUGUCUGUCUACCAGACUGCCCGGGCAGCACAUCGGAAUUCCUGUGACUUCCCUUUAGACUGAGGAAGUGUGUUGUUUAAACACUACUAGGCCCAACAGUCUUUAUCCACAGGACUUCUCACCCCUGUACUGGCACUGUGGGAUCCCUGUAAUGUUUUAAUAUGCCAUCAAGGUGGCAUCCAGUAUCACCAGCAGGGACAAAGCUACUGAAUUUCUGAUGAAAACCACAUUCAGGGGAGCACAACAGGGACGAACAGCAGGGGCCUCCUGCAGUGAGGCGAAGAGAGAGCCAGUCUUUGUCUCUUUCCCAUCACUGCCCUCAGUCCUGGAGACUAAGAAGGGGUUGGGUUGCUGCUCUCUCUUUGUGCUUCUCCCCACAUCGACUGUUGUUCACUUUGCUGGCUCUGUGUGACAGUUGCCCUCUGAACUGAGGUGGGAGGGAAGACUGAAGGACCACUAUUAGUAAUCACCAGUUUGUCUUAGUGAAUAGGCUUGAACAUAUAUGACUGUGGAGUUAUUUUUA